This is a messenger RNA of Acanthosepion pharaonis, 1266 nucleotides long. The record is from the annotation of a GenBank genome assembly. NCBI's taxonomy places the organism in Eukaryota, Metazoa, Mollusca, Cephalopoda, Sepiida, Sepiidae.
AUGUUUACAAGUGACCUCCGAGAAAGUCGAGAGGCUCGCGUGUGUAUUAGUGAAGUGUCACCCUGGACCCUAAAGAGAGUAAUAGAAUACGCCUAUAGUGGUCGUAUUGCUAUUACUGAUGAGAAUGCCCAGGAACUGUUGGCUGCAGGCAGCCUCUUUGAAUACCCAGACAUUGUUGGGGCCUGUUGUGAAUUUUUACGACGACAGCUGGAUCAUAAUAAUUGCUUGGGAAUUGAACGGUUCGCCCAGGUGCAUUCUUGUAAGGAAUUACAGACUGAUGCCCACAAAUAUACUCUAGAAAAUUUUAGCAUGGUUGUUAAAAGUGACGAAUUUCUUGAGCUGUCCCCGGAACGCUUGCUCAUUUAUAUCUCCAGCGAUCUUAUAGACGUGCGAAAAGAAGAAAUAGUCUACGAUGCAGUUAUUCGAUGGGUGAGAUACGAUCUUGACGACCGGUCACGUCACCUUACCAGUCUACUUCAACAAGUUCGUCUCCCCAUUGUUGAAUUAAGCUACCUCCGAGAAAUAGAGGCAGACCCCUUAAUCUAUAAUCAACCUGACUGCUUGGAUUUGAUACGCGAGGCUCAGGUGCAGCACGAAUCUGUCUCUAACCAACAAGGUAAGCGUCGACGAAGCAUGCAGAAUAAUAAUGUCCACCCACGGCCUUCGACAGUGGCCAAAGAGGCCCUUGUCGUCGUUGGUGGCCUUAACAACUACAUAACACGCUCAGUGGAGAUGUACGAUUUACAGAAAGAUAGAUGGACGAAUCUACCAGAUAUUCCACAGCCCAUCUCCCAGUACAGCGUAGCUAUGUUGACCAACGCUCUCAUCGUGUCUGGAGGCAUCUGUGAUGGCCACAUUGUAGACACUGUGUGGCGUUUUGAUGCCCUCAAACUAGAGUGGAAAAACAUGCAACCGAUGCUGCGACCGCGCGCUCGACAUGCAUCGACUUCGAUCAAUGAUUACGUGGUAGUUUUUGCAAAGAUUCUCUCUGUCACUCUGUCUGCCUGUCUGUCUCUUUCUUUCUUUCUUUCUUUCUUUUCAUUUGUUCUUUCAUUUUCUUCUUUCUUUACAUUCUUUCUUUUUUGUUUUUUCUUUCCUUUUGUUCAUUCUUUCUUUUUGUUUUUUGUUUUUUCCUCUGUUCUUUAUUUCUUUUUCUUUCUUUCUUUCUUUCCUUUUUUCUCCUUUCUUUGUUUCUUUCUUUCCUUUAUUCUUUCUUUCUUUCUUUUUCUUUUCUUUUCUUUUCUUUUUGUUCUUACAAAAAGUUAA